Molecule: messenger RNA, 744 nt
Organism: Pyrenophora tritici-repentis Pt-1C-BFP
Lineage: Eukaryota; Fungi; Ascomycota; Dothideomycetes; Pleosporales; Pleosporaceae
Product: LipB, Lipoate-protein ligase B
Biological process (GO): protein lipoylation
Cellular component (GO): mitochondrion
Molecular function (GO): lipoyl(octanoyl) transferase activity
Source: RefSeq, a predicted model, not a curated record
AUGGCCAGCCCAAUGCGGCAAAAGCUCUUUCAUAUCCAUCUUCCCGGUCUGGCUCCCUACGCAACUGCCGCCCGCCUCCAAGAAUUGCUCGUUUCCCGCUUCCUCGCCUCGAAACCGCCCUCCAACGCUCCUUCCCCACCACCACACAUCAUCACCGCAGAGUUCCAACCCGUCUAUACCUGCGGACGACGAGAAAUCGGCAAUGUUUCCCCCGAACAGCAGGCACAUUUGCGCUACAAUGGCCGCGCAGACUUUGUCGAAGCCAUGAGAGGCGGACAAACGACCUUCCACGGCCCGGGACAGCUUGUCGCAUAUCCCAUUGUCGACCUGCGUACACAUAAACUCACGCCCCGCCACUACGUUUGUCUGCUUGAGAAGAGCCUGAUAGCUACGUGUGCGCGGUUUGGUAUCAAGGCCAUGACUACGGAGCAUACGGGUGUGUGGACGAGCCCGGACGACAAGAUUGCGGCCAUUGGCGUGCAUAUGCGGCGGAAUAUCACAAGUCAUGGGGUUGGUUUGAAUAUCAACACUGACUUGGCGUGGUUUGAAAGGAUUGUGGCGUGUGGGCUGGAGGGGAAGCGGACGACUAGUUUUGAGAGGGAGGGAGUGGUUGGAGAGGGGAUUGAGAGUGUUGCGGGUUUGUUUGUGAACGAGGUUGGGGAGCGGUUGGAGGGGGUUGAUGGUGUUGAAAGGAUAGGUGAGGAUGUAGUUGAGGACAUGUUAAAGAGGAGAGUGUGGGGCUGA